Molecule: messenger RNA, 1689 nt
Organism: Ambispora gerdemannii
Lineage: Eukaryota; Fungi; Glomeromycota; Glomeromycetes; Archaeosporales; Ambisporaceae
Source: the annotation of a GenBank genome assembly
AUGGCAUCUUCAAGGACGUUAGAUGGGUCGUCGUCUGAAAUCAUUGAACUCGAAAAAAAGCCUCCUUCUUACGACGAUGAUGGCAAGCAACAACAGCAAUUUAAAACAUCACUGAAUAUUGAUGGAGUGGUAAAUCCUGAAAUGUUACAUGCGCAUUUAGCCUUGCUUACGAAAUUUAAAGGAAUGGAGCAAUCUGAUGAAGUGAUGGAUGACCGGUAUUUAUUGCGAGCUGAACAACGAUAUAUCGCAUGGAUAAACUUGUUGAAUUAUAAAAAUUUUCCUGAAGAAAAAAUGCCUAUUCCUCCACUAGAUGUUUGUUUAAUAUGGCACGCUCAUUGUCUUUCGCCAUUGCGCUAUUACGAAGAUAUGUUACGUCUUCACGAUCCUCAAGGACACAAUUACAAUUUCCCGUUAGCAAAAUUGGCAAGUAGACAUCUUGACGACUAUUCACAACAGAUUUGGCAAGAAUACACAAAAAAACCUUGGGUUCUUGAACAAAACGAUGAUUCUCCGUUUGAUUUUAAGUGCCCGCUAUGCAACAAAGUUAAUCAAAUUUCACCAGAUAUUUACGUGAAGAUCAUGCGCACAAAUGAUUAUGAUGUAAUAUGCGAUCAAUGUAAAAAAACAUACAAGAGUGAAUUUCUGAGUGUAUCUCGAUUCCUGGAAGAUAUUCGCGCGUACAGAAGAGACCAAACGGAAUUAAUAGGGGGCACAAUUGUUGAUUUGAAAAAAGGCGCUGUUGGUAAAUCUGAUGCAGAGACGGAUUGCAAUCUGCUCUUUGCUAAUAACGCCAUUAACAUCUUCAACAUCAAUACCUGGAAAGAUGUAAACACAAGAAUCAAAGAUCUUAUAAAUACCCUUAAACGCAGUCGCAAAUUGAAAGAUAUACGAAAAGGGAUGAUCAAACGAAUAAUAUUCGCAUAUAUGAAUAUUCCGGCACCGUUUUCUAUCGAUCUCGUCAGUGCAGUUAAACGUCAACGAGAUUUUACAAAUAAGAUGGUCGAUAAUUCUUGGAUCAGUUGUACGACUGUUCAAUCAAACGCAGUCGAACGUUACCACAAAUUUAUAAACUUGCAGAAGGAUUACGCGGAAACGCUGUUUGUUCCGACCCUCGAUAUUGAUCUUGCGUGGCAUACACACAUGCUUCAUCCGCAACUCUAUCGAAAUUUUACUAGGAAACAUAUGGGGCGAAUGAUUAAUCAUGACGAUACAUUGGCAGAGAACAAGUUGAAGAGUGGAUUUGCAAAAACGUCUCAGGCUUGGUACAACAAAUAUCGAGAACCUUAUAGUCAUGAGAGUCCGUGUAAAUUUUUGAUGACUAAGUUCAAGAUAUUCUUGUCGAUAUUGUUGCCUUUUUAUGGUCUUUACCUUUUAUGGCAAUUUUAUAAAUAUCGAAAAACAACUCAUCGUCAUGGUGAUGCUAAAAAGAAAAAUGAAAAAUCUAGUGAUGAUGGCAGUUACUCUGGAUUCUGUGGAAUGGGUGGUACAAACUAUGCUUUUUUCGGAGGUGGAAUGUUUGCAGCCGCUGCUAUCGCUUAUGGUUGUGGAGGAGGUUGUUCACCCGGUGGUCCCUCAUGUGGCGGAGGUUGUGGCGGAAGUUGUGGUGGAGGAGGAGCAGGUUGUGGUGGAGGAGGAGGUUGUGGUGGAGGUUGUGGUGGAGGAGGAGGUUGCGGAGGUUGUGGCGGAUGA